Messenger RNA from Capronia coronata CBS 617.96, 1155 nucleotides. RefSeq lists its product as uncharacterized. Gene Ontology annotation, cellular component: plasma membrane. Gene Ontology annotation, biological process: zinc ion import across plasma membrane. Bases 1 to 1155 code for a protein of 384 amino acids. Lineage: Eukaryota; Fungi; Ascomycota; Eurotiomycetes; Chaetothyriales; Herpotrichiellaceae. The transcript has a single exon. Gene Ontology annotation, molecular function: low-affinity zinc ion transmembrane transporter activity. The record is from RefSeq and is a predicted model, not a curated record.
AUGGCCAGUCUUGAGUCGUUGGCCCGUCUUGUUAUUCGCGAAGAUGACGCCGAAGCUGCUCCGGCUUGUGAGGCGGGCAAUUCGUACAACGGUCGAAUAGGCCUGCGGGUAGCUGCGCUCUUCAUAAUCUGGGCUACGUCCUCCAUUGGCGCGACCUUUCCCAUAUUUGCUGCUCGACAUCGCGGACUAAGGAUUCCAGAAUGGGUGUUCUUCAUCUGCAAAUACUUUGGGUCGGGCGUCAUUGUCGCCACGGCGUUCAUACACUUACUGGGGCCUGCCCAAGAAGCAUUGACGAAUCCAUGUCUCACCGGACCCAUUACCGAAUACUCGUGGGUGGAAGGCAUCGUUCUCAUGACAAUCUUUGUUCUGUUUUUCGUCGAGUUGAUGGUCAUGAGGUAUGGCGAUUUUGGCUCCGGACAUAGCCACGACGAACAUGCAUCUACCCACACCCACGGCUCUGACUCAGACCAAUCGGAAGAUAGAGAGCUGGGCAACACCUCACGCCUCUCCCCAUACAAAGACGAAGCACCCGCCAUCCUCCAACCAGAAAGCUCCGGACAAGUGCGUUCUCACAGCACUCAGCUCCCGGGAGAGGACCAUCUGGGACACUCCCAAGAUCACAAUGAGAUUGAAGACUCGGACAAUCCGUUCAGCCUUGAGGAUUACAAGGCUCAGAUGACGGCCAUUUUCAUCCUCGAGUUCGGCAUCAUCUUCCACAGCGUCUUCAUUGGGCUCACCCUUGCUGUGGCGGGAGAAGAGUUUGACACCCUCUUCGUUGUCUUGAUCUUCCACCAGACCUUUGAAGGGCUUGGUCUGGGCUCUCGACUCGCAGUUACGCCGUGGCCCACACACCGAAGAUGGACCCCUUACAUCCUCGCUCUAGCCUUCGGGUUGAGCACACCCAUAGCAAUUGCCAUUGGAUUGGGUGUGCGUAAUUCCUAUCCCCCCGGAUCUGCCACCACCCUCGUGGUCAACGGUGUUUUUGAUUCCAUUUCAGCAGGCAUUCUCAUUUAUACCGGAUUGGUGGAGUUGAUGGCGCACGAGUUCAUGUUCAGUAGAUCCAUGCAAAAGGCCGGAAUCAAGACAGUGCUUGGUGCAUUUGUCACCAUGUGCUUUGGCGCUGGUUUAAUGGCUUUACUUGGUAAAUGGGCUUAG